AUGCAUACCUUCUCAGAAAAGUACGACUGCUACCACCACAUAUGCAAGGACACUAUAAGCACGAAAUCAGACAGUCAUGCAGAUGAAAAUGAUCCACGCCGCAUAAAUGAGAUUAUGUCCAAAGCGAUACAAGAUAUGGACUGGAUAGUUAAAAAGUAUUCUACGACCCAUAGUCAUAUUGUUUCCAUAUUUUCCUUUACACUAUUUGCAAAUGCAUUGCAAGAAAAUGCAGAACCAUAUGCUACUACUACUCAUCUGAUGUGCAUCAGAACAUAUAUUUUAGUGUGUAGUCAGUUCCUGGAUACAUGAAGUACUGCUUUUAAAUAUAGCUUGUUCACUGGAGAACGUGGUGGAAUUAAUACAUCGUAUAAAUUUAGGACUCAGAACUUUGUACUUUUCAGUAGUUCGUCCACUCAUAGUCAAAAGCAUUCAUAGUAACUUAUAGGAUGUUUAUUUUCCAGGGACUUGUCCUUUAUUUCCGAAAUUCAGAACGUAUUUAUUACUCAUCGAGUUACUCUGUCCCCUUAAUUUCUUGAGUUGUCUGUGCUGAACAGUGGUAAAUUGAAUACCUG
Trichobilharzia szidati is the source of this 572-nucleotide messenger RNA. The record is from the annotation of a GenBank genome assembly. NCBI's taxonomy places the organism in Eukaryota, Metazoa, Platyhelminthes, Trematoda, Strigeidida, Schistosomatidae.